GCUGGGCCGUACCAACCACCCCAAAGCGGGGGGCGGGGGCACGCUGGUGCCAAGUGAAGUUCUGGGGGUGUAGUAGGCCUUGGGCCCUACUACGAUUGUGUGCGGUGGAGGGUGGGUGAUGCCUGGAAGUGGGGUGUAUUAUGGGAUGGGGGCAUUGCCGUGUCAGCCCCGGGAUGUUGGGGUGGGGUGGGGGCUGGUCCUUGGGGAUGUGGCCCCCUUGGCUGUGGGUGGCUUUGGGGCUGGGCUGGAGAACAAGGGCCAGGCCAGUGCAGGGGCUGGGCUGGGCUGGGCUGGGGGAGGGCCUUGAGGGGACAGGGGCUACAGGUUGGGAGUGCAGGGCGCUGGCAGGACAGCAGGGGUGCCUGGAAAUCUGACCCCUGCUCCCCGCAGGUCCCUGAGUCUCUGCCUGGCCUGGUGAGAGGAAGAUGAAACCCGCGGCGAGGAAGGCUGCCAGCUCCUCACCCGCGUCCAGCACAGGCAGUGGCAGCCACUCUCCCCCCUCCACCCGAGCUAAGGCCCAGCGGCGCCGCCCGGCUGAGGGGGGCCCGAGGCUGGAGGAGGAAGAGGAGGGCGGGGGCAGCGAGGACACUCCUGACCAGCCACCCGUCUUCCCCAGAGCCCGCUGCACCAUGGAGCCCACCCUGGGCCCACCUGUAGAGGCCCCCGAGGCAGAGGGGGUGCCAGGGCCCGACGGGGAGCCCUCCCCCAACCGCAAGACGGCUGCCUUCAAGGCCCGCACGCCACGGCGCAAGGCGGUGGGGCCUGGUGAGGACUGGAGUGGCAGUGAGGGCUCAGCCGCCCCCCCGGAGGACGAGCCCGGGGGCCGGUGCCCCUCAUCCAGCACGGACACAGCCAGCGAGCACUCGGCUGAUGAGGAGGCGAAGGCUGGGCCGGUGGCACAGCCCUGGGGCCCAGCGCCCACACCUGCACCCUAUGACCUGCACCAGCUGCGCUCCCAGCGGGUGCUGGCCCGGCGCGAUGGGCUCUUCCAGCCUGCUGUGGUCAAGCAGAUCCGACGCGGGCAGGACCUGGGUGUACAGUUUGGCGGUGACCGGGCGGUGACCUACUACGAGGGGGCACUGAGUGCCGGGGCCCCAGAUGUGGUCCUGGACGCCACGCCCCCGCCAGGCGCUGUGGUCGUGGGCACGCCCGUGUGCGCUUGUGUGGACCCAGGUGAGACGGCCUACCGCGAGGGCACUGUGGUGGAGGUGAGCGUCAAGCCAGCCUCCUACAAGGUGCGGUUUGGGUUGUCGCCUGGCCCCAGCCCCAGCCCGCGCCGCCGCAGCAGCAGCGGGCUAUCUGGGGAGAAGGGUGCCGCACCAGGGCCACCGGGGCCGGGCCCAGGGCGCCGCACGCCAUUGACUGCGGCGCAGCAGAAAUACAAGAAGGGUGAUGUGGUAUGCACACCCAACGGCAUCCGCAAGAAGUUCAAUGGGAAGCAGUGGCGGCGCCUGUGCUCGCGCGAGGGCUGCAUGAAGGAGUCGCAGCGACGUGGAUACUGCUCACGCCACCUCUCCAUGCGCACCAAGGAGCUGGAGGGGCUGGAAGGCAGUGGGCGCGGCAGUGGCCUGCGCGAGGGCAGCGCUGAGUUCGACUGGGAUGACACGUCACGGGACAGCGAGGCCAGCAGCGCGCGGGGCGACUCACGGCCCCGCCUGGCACCCACUGACCUGUCGCGCUUCGAGCUGGACGAGUGCGAGGCAGCCGUUAUGCUGGUGUCGCUGGGCAGUUCACGCUCAGGCACCCCUUCCUUCUCGCCCGGCUCCAACCAGUCGCCCUUCUCGCCCGCGCCCUCACCCUCGCCCUCACCGCUCUUUGGCCUGCGCCCCGCCAGCUUCAGCCCUAUCACAGCCUCCCCUCCAGAGGGUGCGGGGGGCCCUGAGGAGUCCAGCACUGGCGGAUUCCGUGUUGUGUCGCCGGCUGCGCCAGGCGCCUUUGGGCGCCCCAGCCAGGCCUCACCACUGCUGCUGCAGACGGAGCCACAUCCUGCUGUGCGGCGUGUGCCAGCUGUGCAGCGCGACUCGCCCGUCAUCGUGCGCAACCCUGACGUGCCACUACCAUCCCCCUUUGCCGAGAAGCUGCCCGAGCGCCCCGGCAGCCCCCGCCGUGGCCCACCUGGCCCUCACGACGCGCCCAAGGCCCCGCUGCAGGCGCCUGUGCCCAUCAACGCCGGGCGGGGGCUGCCAGCCUGCCCGCCCAGCGGGGCCCCCCCUGCGCCUGAGCCACCCGUGCCUGUCUUCGGCGUCUCCUCACCCUUCCAGCCCGUUGCCUUCCACCCCUCGCCUGCUGCGCUGCUGCCUGUCAUCGUGCCAGGCGACUACAUUGGCCCCCCAGCUCCCCGCAAGGACAUCAUCAUGGGCCGCCCUGGCACUGUGUGGACCAACGUGGAGCCGCGCUCUGUGGCUGUGUUCCCGUGGCACUCACUUGUGCCCUUCCUGGCGCCGAGCCAGCCUGACUGCUCUGUGCAGCCCACCGAGGGACAGCAGCCUGUUGGCCACCCCGCCACUACUGCCCACAACAAAGAACCCCCAGAGUCGGCGGCUGUGGCCCCUGACCUCUCGGGGGCGCUGGGGGCGGAGCCAGGGCGGCUCGGGGCAUCGUGCUCGGACGGCCCUGCCCUCGCUGCCCCCCAGGCCCAUGCGGGUGCUGCCCCCACACAUGAGGAUGAGGCCCCAGGGCCCCUGCGCCUGGACAGCGAGACAGAGAGCGACCAUGACGACGCACGGCAGCGGGAGAAAGACCACAUCCGGCGGCCCAUGAAUGCCUUCAUGAUCUUCAGCAAGCGGCACCGGGCGCUGGUGCACCAACGGCACCCCAACCAGGACAACCGCACCGUCAGCAAGAUCCUGGGCGAGUGGUGGUACGCGCUGGGCCCCAAGGAGAAGCAGAAAUACCAUGACCUCGCCUUCCAGGUCAAAGAGGCACACUUCAAGGCACACCCCGACUGGAAGUGGUGCAACAAGGAUCGCAAGAAGUCGAGCUCGGAGGCCAAGGCGCCGGGGCCAGGGCCAGGGCCUGGGGGGGGGCCCAAGGAGCCGCGGGAGCGCAGCAUGUCGGAGACGGCAGCUGCUGCAGCCUCGGCAGAGCUGCCGGAUGCCAAAACGGGGGCAGGAGUUGGGGCUGCGCUGCCCAUGGCGCCGGCAGGGGGUGCCAGCGCGCAGCACCCGCGACCCCGUGCCUUCUCACACAGUGGGGUGCACGGCCUAGACGCGGGGCCCCGUGAUGCCCAGGCGCUGCAGGACCUCACCCAGGUACCAGGGCGGGCUCCAGGGGCGGGUCAUGGCGUGGCCACCCCUGCUCAUGCUGCCCCAUCCCCGCUGCAGAUGUGCACGGGGCAGGCACCCUACGGCGCAGCAGCCAGCAAGGGACCCUUCGGGGGGUUUGCAGCACCCCCGGGUGCGGCGGCGCGGCGUCCCGAGGCCCGCUUUGAGCCAGCACCUGCCCCCCCGUACCGUCGACGCAGCGCAGUGCUGCCCGAGGGGGGGGCACGCUAUGGGGGGAGUGCCCGGGCAGCCUCCACUGUGGUGACCAAUGUUGUGCGGCCCGUGAGCAGCACCCCAGUGCCCAUCGCCAGCAAGCCGCCCUGCAGCCCUGAGCCCCCCAAUCCCCCGCUGGCCCUGCUGGGCCCGGGACCCCCCAAAGCGGAGGCGGCGGUGCUGGGCCGUGCGGGGCUGCUCGGCACUGACAAGAAGCCCCAAGGGUCCAUGGGCAAGGCCUCUCCAGCUGCUGGCACUGUGGUCACCAGCCUGCUGGUGGGUGCAACCGGCUACGGGCAGCCUGGUGGGGCAGCAGCAGGCCCAGCUGGGGGGGCCUCAGUGGCCAUGCUGCCCAGCGCAGCCCUGGCACAGCCACCUGCUGUGCAGUUCAUCACACAGAGCCCAGCAGGCACGGCAGGGCCCAACGGGGCUUUGCCGCUGGGCAUCCUGCAGCCACCGCGCAAGGCGGGCAGCAUCACUCAAGUACAGUACAUCCUGCCCACACUGCCACAGCCCCUGCAGGUGGCUGGGCCAGGCAAGGGGCCGGGGGCUGGGCCAGGCGCCCCCAGCAUCCACUUCACCCUGCCGCCUGCCAACGGCAAGGUCCUGGCCGCACCUGCUGGUGCCCCCCCAGGGCUGCCCCUGCUGCAGCCCGCGCCUGGUGUGCCCAGCAGCACCGUUACUGUUGUCUCCACUGCCCCCAAAGCCCAGGCGGCGUCGCCGGUGCAAGCACCGGGCACAGGUGCCACAGCCCACCUGGUGCAGGGCAAGGUGCUAGUGCCCAUGGCGGCCCCCCAGGUGACAGUGCGGCCCAGCAGCACUGCCGGCCCCCUGCCCCAGGUGGCCCCACCCUUCCCCGUUCCUGUGCAGAAUGGUGCCCAGACCACCAGCAAGAUCAUCCAGCUGACGCCAGUGCCUGUGGUGCAGCCCCCAGCUGCAGUGCCCAGCAGUGCCACACUGGUGCCCCCGCUCAGCCCUGCGGCAGCAGCAGUGGUGGGGGCGCCCAGCCAGCCUCAGAAGGUCUUGCUGCCCUCCUCCACCCGGAUCACCUACGUGCAGUCAGCACCCGCUCACCCCCUGCCCCUGGCUAGCUCGGCCUCACCAGCCCAGCCUAGCCCUGCGCCUGCCCCCGCCUACGUGCAGGCACCUGUGGGGGCCACCCCCAUGGCGCUGGGCUUUACCGCCAUCGGGCCUAACGGCCAGGCCAUCGUCCAGCCCCUAUUGUCCGGCCAGAGCUCCCUGCUGGCACCGGGGCAGGUGGGGGCACCGGCACUGCCUGGCCCGGCACUGCCCCCAGCCUCCAGCGGGCAGGUGAUCACGGCCAUCUACCCCGGCCCCGCACCACCGCCUGCACCUGGGCUGGUCUACAGUGUGGCCAGCUCCACUCCCGCUGCCCCCACCGCCAUCCUGCCCAAGGGGGUGGGCAGCAUGGCCGCUGGGCAGGGCCCCAUCGCCCCUGGGCACACUGGGCCCCUGGGCUUCCCACCUGCACCGACCCGGCCCCCGCGGCCCCUGCCGAAGCCCCCCCAGAAGGUGAAGGCCGCCAUCCUCCCGCAGGCUGCCAAGUUCCCUGCAUCCCCCGACUGGCGCAUCCCAGCGCCCGAGAGCCGCCCCGACGCCCCGGCUCCCCCUGUCGGCCCCUCGGCUUCCCCCUCCUCGGCCACCGCCAGCCCUGGCUCCGGCGAGGGGCCCCGGGGAACUGCGCCGGCCCCCACGCCACCCACUGCCGAGGGCCUGGAGCGCAAGGAGGGCAGCGCCAAGAAGGCCAAGGUGCGGCCGCCCCCCCUGAAGAAAACCUUUGACUCGGUGGACAACAGGGUCCUGUCAGAGGUGGACUUUGAGGAGCGGUUCGCGGAGCUGCCCGAGUUCAAGCCCGAGGAGGUGCUGCCCUCGCCCACGUUGCAGUCGCUCGCCACCUCACCCCGCGCCAUCCUGGGCAGCUACCGCAAGAAGCGCAAGAACUCCACCGACCUAGACUCGUCCACCGAGGACCCCAUCUCGCCCAAGCGGAAGAUGCGGCGCCGCUCAAGCUGCAGUUCGGAGCCCAACACGCCCAAGAGCGCCAAGUGCGAGGGGGACAUCUUCACUUUCGAGAAGACAGGCUCGGAGGCGGACGAUGUGCUGGGUGAGCUGGAGUAUGAGAAGGUGCCGUACUCGUCGCUGCGCCGCACCCUGGACCAGCGCCGCGCACUCGUCAUGCAGCUCUUCCAGGACCAUGGCUUCUUCCCCUCAGCCCAGGCCACAGCCGCCUUCCAGGCCCGCUAUGCUGACAUCUUCCCCACCAAGGUGUGCCUGCAGCUGAAGAUCCGUGAGGUGCGCCAGAAGAUCAUGCAGGCGGCCACGCCGGCUGAGCAGGCCCCCUCCACGCUCGAGCCAGGUGGCCCUGUGGCCCCAGCAGGCAGCAGCACUGGUGGCACCGAGGGGCAACCCCCAGAGCCGGCCGCGGGCCAGGACUCGGGCCCUGGGGCGGAGGGGCCAAGCGGGGCUGCCUGGGACAGCACGCAGCCCUCGCCACCAGGAGGCGCCGCCAGCAGCAGCAGCAGAUGAAGAACCCCACGUGGGCCGGCUGGUCAUAAACCACUGUGGGAGCUUCGCCCCGACGCCACCCCCCCGCCCUGCCACUGGGGGCCAAGACUUGCCCCUGCACCCGCCCUCCACGGACGCAGGUGGCACUGCUGCACCCACCAUUCCAGGACGCAGGCCCCGCCCCUGCUGCCGUGGAGACCGUGGGGAGGGCGGGGCCGGGCAUGAGGGCCACGGACACCUGUAAAGUGACCGACUCUUUUCAUAACGUUAAAUAUUUUGAGACCUGAUGUACUUGUUGCCUCUGUCCCCCAUCCCUGCCACGGGAGGAGGCAGGGCUCGGCUGCCUUGGCCAGUCGGUACCCGUGCUCCAGCUACAGGAUGGGCUCGGCGUUCGUGGCCACUCUGACUGCCGUGGCUGCACCCCGUGGGUGGAGGGCUCCAGCGUGGCCCCCCAUGGGGUGCUGCAGGCAGCCCCUCUUGGGGGUGCCCCCUCCCCGCCCCUGGCACAUGUGGAUCAUGGGGGUCUCCACCCCUGCCUCGCUAUUAAAGCUCUUGAACAAGCUGCC
Messenger RNA from Alligator sinensis (Chinese alligator), 6568 nucleotides. RefSeq names its product capicua transcriptional repressor (gene CIC). NCBI's taxonomy places the organism in Eukaryota, Metazoa, Chordata, Crocodylia, Alligatoridae. Gene Ontology annotation, molecular function: RNA polymerase II transcription regulatory region sequence-specific DNA binding; DNA-binding transcription factor activity, RNA polymerase II-specific. Bases 426 to 6023 code for a protein of 1865 amino acids. The record is from RefSeq and is a predicted model, not a curated record. Gene Ontology annotation, cellular component: nucleus. Gene Ontology annotation, biological process: regulation of transcription by RNA polymerase II. The transcript is spliced from 19 exons.